Molecule: messenger RNA, 423 nt
Organism: Mytilus trossulus (common blue mussel)
Lineage: Eukaryota; Metazoa; Mollusca; Bivalvia; Mytilida; Mytilidae
Exons: 1
Coding region: 1-423 (140 amino acids)
Source: RefSeq, a predicted model, not a curated record
AUGGCUGGAAAACAUUAUGCGAGUGGCGGAAAUGGUGCUAAUAUUCUAUGUCUCCCAAAAGAUCCUGAAUGGAAAAGGUAUGCUAACGGUUUGAACAGUUUAACUUCCAGAAUUUUUGGAUUAGAAAUGGACAUUUUACACAACAACCAGCCAUUUGGAAGUUCGUCGAAUGCAAAAAAUAUGCCAUGCGCGGUUUGCAAAACAUCCGGAAGAUCAGCCGUUCUAGUAGCACAAGCAAGUCAAUCGGGACGAACUGCAACUGAGUAUAUCUGUGCAGAUGAAAAUUUGGAAUCAGUUCCCGGUGGAGAUAGAGAUGAUAACGAGGCUGUUUUGUAUCCAGUUGAAGUUGGGGGCUGCGCUACUUUAAAAUGUCCUCCUUACGAAAAAGGGCGAGAGUUGACGUGCGCCGUCUGCUCACAGUAG